Helicoverpa zea (corn earworm) is the source of this 4316-nucleotide messenger RNA. RefSeq names its product PAN2-PAN3 deadenylation complex subunit PAN3 (gene PAN3). Gene Ontology annotation, cellular component: P-body; PAN complex. Bases 530 to 2383 code for a protein of 617 amino acids. Lineage: Eukaryota; Metazoa; Arthropoda; Insecta; Lepidoptera; Noctuidae. The transcript has 15 exons. Gene Ontology annotation, biological process: mRNA processing; protein phosphorylation; nuclear-transcribed mRNA poly(A) tail shortening. The record is from RefSeq and is a predicted model, not a curated record. Gene Ontology annotation, molecular function: poly(A) binding; protein kinase activity; ATP binding.
UUGUUCUCGGUCGGUCAGACGUUUACGUACUUGUAUACGUUUUUAGGUGUAGCUAGCAAGCAAUAUUAAUGUGUAUAAUUUGUCUUCGUGUCCCUAGGCCCUGUUUUUUUAUUUAGAAUUUUUAAAUGUUAUAAACUUAUUAAAGAGUCUUGAAUCUCGUAUGAAUUAAUCGAUUGAUGAGCAAAUAUUUUACACACAAUUCUUGUGACAAUGAGCUUAGUAAUCAUAAUCACUUAUUUGUGUAUGGCUUGAUUGUCUGUCACAGGUGUUAAAUAGUGUAACAAUCAAGUAUCUACAAGCUACCUUUAUAGAAAAGAAAGUGAGAAUGUCCGAGAUUGCAGUCAGCCGUUGUGAUGUUUGAGAUCAGUAAGUUAAGGCGAACAAAUGAGGAAGAUGGGAUGUUGAUGAUCAGUCAGGCGAGCGGAGUACAGAUCGCAUAGCUGUCCCAAGAAGUCAACCCGACUCACGGUUUCCCUCACCUUAUUUACUCAGUUCACCUUAGUUCUACGAGUCUUUUACGUUAUUCAUCAUGAGUUGGCUGCACCGAGAACUGGAAACGAUGGAUCCCUCGAUCUUUCUACAAUAUUCGCCAUCUCCUCCGAAUGGUCUGCCGCAGGAGUCCAAGCUGGCGACUUACAUGAAUCGUUCCACUUCGACUCCUACAAGAUCCUUGAACCAGGCACUAGGGAAACUCAGCCUGGAGUCAUCACCUACUGCCAUCAGAAAGGUGGUGAUAACAGAGUUUGUUCCAAUGAACUACUUUGCUCAACCGAGCAUCCUGCAGCCAGAGUCCCCGGAGAGUUCAUCUCCUUCCACAAUGGCACAAGUUCCCAACACAGCCCAAGUGCAUCAGGAGAAUGUUGGUGGGACAACAUAUUUUUACUCCACGAACUCUGACAGCCUGAACACAACCGGAGCUCUGAAUUCCUCUGCCUCUAUUGGCCCUCCGGAGUCAUGCAUGAGCGGUCCUGUGGGCGCCGGCGCGGCGUCGCCUUACGCCACACAGAUAUACUCCGGAACACCCACCCACAUCGGCCCCAUGACUUCCAAGUCAGGUCUGGCCCAGUCGUUCUACAUGCCUGAGACGAUCCGCUCGGAGAUAUACGAGAGAAACGACGAUGUGUUCCUGCAGACCGAUCUACGCCAGUAUCCAGAUCUACCGGAGAACGUGGAGAUGUACUCGGAGCUCACUCCGCUAGAGAGCGCGGCGCCGCAUUCGAUCGCGACGUCGUACCGUGCGACACACCGUCAGAGCGGCGAACAUUACGCCCUGCGCCGUCUCCACUCGUACUCCACGUCCGUCACUAAACGCCUGGAGAUGUGGAAGCAGAUCGAUCAUCCCAAUGUCGUUAGGUUGCAUGAAUGGUUCACCACCAAGGCUUUUGGCGAUCACUCAAUGGUUCUAGUAUAUAGCUACCACCCGGCGUGCACCACUCUGAUGAACAAGUAUUUGUCCGGCGGCGCGGGAAAUGCCGCCAACGACGCCAAUGGCGCCUUCCACGACCCGUUCUCUUCCGACCCGGAUGCUCCUCGUCCAUAUACUCAUCAGAAAAAUGCGAUGCUCCGUGCGGUGGCGAGCGGUGCCCUGUUGCCUGAAGCCGUUCUGUGGAGCCUACUCGUGCAGCUGACGGCGGCGCUGAGAGCUGUUCACACCGCUGGCCUGGCUUGCAGCCUGGAUCCUACGAAGGUGGUGAUGAACGGGUGUCGCGUGCGCAUAUCUUGGUGCGGCGCCACCGAUGCUCUGCAUGCCAACAGUACCGACGUCGCACAGGCUCAACAAGACGACCUGACGGCGCUAGGCCGGCUGGCCCUGGCUCUCGCUUGCCGCACCAUCCAUUGCGACAAUCUCGCCGCAUCCAUGGAGCUCGUGGCACGGACCUACUCCGCCGACCUAAAGAACCUUAUACUGUAUUUAUUAUCGUCGUCGACCGCGCGCCGCUCCGUCACUGAUCUCAUGCCGAUGAUAGGUGCCAGGUUUUACACACAGGUGGAGGCCUUGGAGCGACGUGCGGAUGUUUUCGAAGAUCAACUGGCUCGAGAGAUUGACAACGGAAGACUGCUACGCAUACUCAUUAAAUUAGGAAUUGUCAACGAGAGACCCGAGUUGAAUCUAGACGCAUCUUGGUCGGAGACCGGGGACAGAUACAUGCUGAAGUUAUUCCGCGACUAUUUGUUCCACUCGGUGACGGCUGAUGGCAGGCCGUGGCUCGAUCAAGCGCAUUUGGCACAUUGUCUUAACCAACUCGACGGUGGCACUCCCGAGAGGGUGGAGCUGAUGUCGCGCGACGAACAAAGCGUGCUGGUCGUGUCGUACGCCGAGCUGAAGCAUUGCCUCGAGCAAGCGUUCGAGGAAGUCAUGCAAGCGGCCGCCGGCGGCCCCUAGCCCUACCCGAUUGACUACGACAGCGGCUGCACAUUGCAAUAUUACCACCUAUAAGUUCCAAACCUGCCUUCUAUGUGGCUCUCAUCUAUCACUCCUAACAAUUGAUCAAAAAUACGUCUUCAGUCAGUCGCAUGUCAACAACAAAUGGAUAAAGGAGCCAUAAAUGUUAUUAUAAUUAUUGUAAUGUGAAGCUGCUGUGUCGAUUCACGUUCAAUUCUGUCAUCCGCGAAUUAAAUAUUUUUGUUAUAUUUGAUGGCAGUUAUUGGACUAAUGAUGAUACCAUCGUACCACUCCUAUUGGGGUGUACAUCAACGGAAUUACCAAAAAUAACGAUUUCUUAGUGACCAAGGCGCUUUGCGACCUUUUCCUUAUCCUUGUCCAGCUCUCUCGUCUAUGGUAGUACAACGCGAUGGAGCCGGCAGAGUAACGCCGCUUUUCAAGGACAAUUCCUAACUCUGGGUUGUAACGCGAUCUCAUUUCGGAAGCGGUCUUGAAUGAACUCUAGAACGCUUCUCAAUAACUAAUUGGAUAAUUGAUAACGAGUAUUUUGUACAAUAGAAAUGAAUUUGAAUUUUAUUUGUUCUUAUUAAAAUGGAUUUUAAUUAUUGCAUUCAAUAAUGAAUUAUUAUGUCACUUGUCCUUUUUAAACGUUGUGUCCGAGUAUAAUAGUUUUGUAUAGGGCCUUAUCGAUGUACCGCUACGAUCAGCCGCCUGAACAAACGCCACAAACAUUCCAAACUAACAGCAACAAAUUGUGAGAGCUUUCCAACGACUGUUUUAUUGAAGUCAGAAUUGAGCAGUCGGUGUAGCACGGGGCGGCGCGGCGGGACCCGUCGCCGCGUCGCCUGCGAUAUCUGAAGUGACAACUAUACACGCAUGGUUUCAGUAAUUAUAUUCUAUACUUUCAGGUUUCGUUUUACUAACGUGAUUUAAUUUUUGUGCAAGUUAACGUUAAGCAUAACGCCUUGGCAUAAGUAAUUAUAUUAAAUCAUGCGUGUAAACGUUGUUAGGGUAGUUACUGUUACGUCACGUAGAUCUGAAUUUGUAUGUGUUGCGGGUGGGCGGCGCGGUGCGACGGCCGGGUCGGUUAGUAAUGUUAGCGAGCUCGAACAGAUCUCAAUAAUAAAUCUAUGGCAAUAAAUACCUUUUUAUAUGGCCGCGGGCGACGCGCGGUGUCCGCCCUAUCCUCAUUCUGGCAUGCUGUCGCAGUUUUAUUUUACAUUAUAAUUUUCUUGCCAAGAACUAUUUCCCUUACCGUCUCAGCAUGCGUGUUGAAUAAUGUUAUACUCUACAUUAUAGAACACUUUUGUUACCUUAGGAUUCCGCACACAAAUAGCGCUUUAGUCUUUCCAUUUAGGUAAAUAAAUUAUUUGUAUCGAUCAAAUGAUUAUUUGUUUUAAAAAAUAGUCAGUGCUAAUUAUUAUUAGAUGUUAAGCCAGGGUAAGUGAAUAGAGCUUUGUCUAAGUUCUAAAUGAGGAAUUAUUUUGCUAAGCACUAUUGCACUAAGUAUAUACAUUACGCUCAAUUCGUCCAUCCUAUUAUUGUGAUCAUUCAUAAACUUAUAAUAAAUAAAAUACGUAUUUUAGCAUGAUUUACUAUUUGUAUGCGGAAAUCCUGUAGGGACAACAUUUUAAACCUUUUUGGGUAACUGACUAUAACAAACAUGAAUCAUGUUUUAUCGACUUCAAUUUAAUUAUGAUGAAAUUAAAAUUACGGUUCAAUAAAUUACCUAUAAGUAGGUAGAUGUAAUUAUUUAUUUUGAGAAAUAAUGAUAAAUGAAAUAAUGAAUGAAAUGAUAAAUAAUGUAAUGUAGGCAUCCCAUUGUUGAAUUUGCAAAUUCCGAUCUAUGUAGAGAUGGACACUCUGAGAAUAAAAUAUUUUGAGAUAUCUAUAAGUGUAUAUUUUUUUUUUAAUAAAUAAAAGUUUUAAAUUA